This is a messenger RNA of Toxotes jaculatrix (banded archerfish), 4725 nucleotides long. It is a transcript of the gene nlrc3, whose product is annotated as NLR family, CARD domain containing 3. Gene Ontology annotation, biological process: negative regulation of canonical NF-kappaB signal transduction; regulation of apoptotic process. Gene Ontology annotation, molecular function: protein binding. Lineage: Eukaryota; Metazoa; Chordata; Actinopteri; Toxotidae. Gene Ontology annotation, cellular component: cytosol. The record is from RefSeq and is a predicted model, not a curated record. Bases 245 to 3634 code for a protein of 1129 amino acids. The transcript is spliced from 19 exons.
ACAGUACUGAGUUAAGAUGGUUUCAGCUGCUGUACUUGUAAUUUGCUCACUAGUCCUCAGCUAGAUUUUCGCUCCUUUAUCCGGUUCUUCCAGUUCGCUCUUGAAAUUUCACGAGAAUUAUGGCAUUAUCAUACAGAGCGUCUGUGUGGGCUGCGUUUUCCAUUCUUUGACACCUACAGACGACUUCCAACAAGCCCAUGACACAAACAGGAACAUCUGGGGACAGAAAAUAUCAAACUUUCUCAUGGAGAAGAAGGCACAUUAUGAUUCUAUCCUGGACCGAAGCAAACGCAUUACGUGGCAAGACGACUGCUACGUGGAUCUUCAGUCUACGUCAGAAACAGAAACAGAGGAUCUUAGCUGGAUCCAAAAGCAUCAAGACCAGCUGCAACGCUUCACUACCACCUCCUUCCUGGAGGGAAUGUUAACUCACCUGAGGAAGUUGGAUGUGCUGAGUUCAACUGAGGAGACCAAGAUCAAGGAAGCUGGCCGACUGCAGGACCAGGUUAACAUGCUCACAACUAUUGUCACUGGCAAGGAUGCUCAAGCCUCUGAUGCCCUCCAGGGUUUCAUAGAGAGCUCAGAUUCUCAGGUGGCCCAGCUCAUCAUAAACCAUGAUUGCAUGGUGAAGGAGCACAAAGAGGUGCUUCUACGGAAAUAUGAGCAGUGCAGAGACAGAGAUUCAGUCAGUUGCCCCAAACUGAACAUUUCCUCAAGAACUUUACUUCUGGUCGAUGGACUUUCAGACCUCCAGCAAAAGGAACAUGACCUGAUGCAGGUGGGCGCAACUCGGGGAGGGAAGAGAAAUCAUCUCAGACAGCUGGGGCUUGCCAAGCUUCUUGAGCCCCUGACCCGGGUCAGUUUGCCUCCCAGAGUCUCCCUCACGGUUGGUGUAGCUGGUAUUGGCAAGACCACCUGGGUCCGACACUUCAUCAGACAGUGGAGUCAAGGGGCCAUCUGUACAGAUGUGAGCUAUGUCUUACCUUUUAGCUUUUGUGAGCUGAACUCAUUGGAGAAGCUUUCAGCUGAGAAACUGUUGAAAAUGGCUUUUCCCCAUUUAACAGACCCCAGUCUGGUCCUCAGCAGCUCCUGCAGGACACUGCUCAUACUUGAUGGUUUGGAUGAAUUCCGCUGCACUUUAAAUUUCUCUGAUGCAGCACCCUGCAGUGACCCAAAGAAAGAAGUGUCCAUCGAUGAUUUAAUAACUAACAUAAUCCGUGGGAAUCUGCUCCCUGAUGUAGCAGUGUGGGUGACUUCCAGGCCAGGAGUGGCCUCGCUCAUCCCUGGGGGACUGGUAGACAGGGUGACUGAGAUCCCAGGAUUCAGCCCGAAGGACAUCCAGAUCUUCCUAAACCACCACUUCUCUGAGAGGGAUUUUGCCAACAAAAUAUGGGCUCACUUGGAGUCUCACAAGAUCUUAAUGGUCAUGUGCUACAUACCAUGCAUUUGUUGGAUAGCAGCUGAUACUCUGAUUUACAUCAUGCAGAGUGAAACAGAGGAAAGCCUUCCAAGGACCUGCACUGAGCUCUACACCCACUUCUGUUCCAUGAAGGCAGAAGUAGGCGAACCAAGAGGCAGGGAACCUGUAAAAAUGGAGCAGCUUCAUGGGAGCAACCGUAAACUGCUGGGGAAUCUCGGACGACUGGCGUUUUAUGGGCUCCUCAAACGCAAGUACACCUUCAGUGAGCAGGACCUCAGGGCCUAUGGGAUAGAUCAGCUGUUAACUCAAAGCAGUCUUGGUGCAGGAGUUCUUGUUCGGGAGGAGUCAGUCAUACACACAACAUACCGGUUCACUCAUCUGACUCUGCAGGAGUUUCUUGCAGCUACUUUCUACCAUAUCUCUUCCAAGCGGGCCAUCUUUGACUUGUUCUCAGAAAGCACAAUGACCUGGCCCAAGUUCGGUUUCCAGAACCACUUCAGAAGUGCCUUUCAGCACGCACAACAAGCUGAAGAUGGUCAUUUGGAUGUGUUUGUGCGCUUCCUGACAGGCCUGCUGUGCCCAGUGGCACUGAAACCUCUCGCUGGGCUUUUGGCCCUCGGGAGAGAUGAUGGUAAUCAGAAGACCUGGGCGUCAGGCUUUUUACAAGGCCUCUUAGUCAGUGGGGGAGCUGUGGUGUCCCUGCGUGCAGUCAAUCUGGCUUAUUGUUUACAGGAGCUGCAACACACAGAGCUGUUGCGGAGUGUAGAGGAAGAUUUACGACUUGGAAGCUUGGCAGGGAAGUUAACCCGGGCUCACUGUGUUGUGCUGGGCUACCUGCUGCAUGUGUCCCCAGAGUGCAGUGACCAGACCAACCUAACAUGUUCUUUGAACUACACCACAGUGAAAUGUUUGCUCCCACAGCUGCUGUACUGCAGCCAUCUCAGGUUAGAGAACAAUAGCUUCAAAGAUGAUGUCAUGGAAUUGCUGGGAAGCCUCCUGAGUGCCAAAGACUGCCAUAUUCAGAAGAUAAGUUUGGCAGAGAACGCCAUUAGCAACAAAGGUGCCAAAGCACUGAGUCGAGCCCUUUUGGUGAACCGGACACUAACUUCUCUCAAUCUCCGGAACAACAAUAUUGGCUCUAAAGGUGCAAAGUUCCUGGCAGAAGCUCUGAAAAUGAACCAAGUCCUGGUAUCAAUCAACUUCCAGAACAAUGCCAUUGAGGAGGAAGGUGCUCAGGCCCUUGCAGAAGUACUGCAGUGCAAUCGCAAACUGGUGUCUCUGAACAUACGGAAGAACGCAGUUGGAGCAGGAGGAGCCAAAAGGAUUGCAGAUGCGCUGAAGACAAACCGGACUCUCACAAAGCUGAUUCUUUGUGGCAAUCAGCUUGGGGACAAAGGAACAAUCGCUCUGGCAGAGGCUUUGACACUCAACCACACUCUGCUCUCGCUUCAACUUCAGAGUAACUCAAUCAGCAACAAGGGGAUGACUGCCUUAACCAAAGCCCUUAGGCUGAACCGUGGCCUCGUCUCCUUGAAUUUGCGAGAGAACUCAAUCGGCGUGGAGGGAGCAAAGAACAUGGCCCGCGCCCUCCAUGAGAACAACUCUCUACAGGACCUCGAUCUUACAGCCAACCUGUUGCAUGAUGAAGGGGUUCAGGCUAUAGCUGGUGCAAUCAAGUUUAAUCAAGGCCUUACCUCUUUGCAUCUUCAGUGGAAUUUCAUCAAGUCGUCUGCCACUAAAGCUUUGGCCCAUGCUCUGCUCUCCAAUAGCACAAUGCAGCUCUUGGAUCUACAGGAGAAUUCUAUUGGGAAUGAGGGCGUAAUUUUUCUUGCAGAAGCCCUGAAAACCAACGCAUCUCUUCGUACAUUAUGUCUCCAGGGCGUCUCAGCAGGUACAAAUGGCGCUAUUGCGAUGGCAGAGGCUCUGACGACCAACCAAACCCUGCAAACAUUAGAUCUACGUGGGAACUCUGUAGGGAUGGAGGGAGCAAAGGCUCUGGCUAAUGCGCUGAAAAGCAACAGAAGCCUCAAGUCAAUGAAUUUGCAGGAGAACUCUUUGGGUAUGGAUGGAGCCAUUUUCAUUGCUACAGCCUUAAAGGGAAACCACCAACUGACAUACAUCAAUUUGCAGGGAAAUGGCAUCGGCGAAUCUGGAGCAAAGGUCAUAUCUGACGCCAUAAGAGCCAAUGCUCCAGGCUGUGUGGUGGACAUCUGACCAAGGAAAGAGUAGCUUUUACUGAAGAAGGUUAUACGGUGCAUGUAGCUAAGAAGUAACAGUAGGCUGUGUUAUCAGAAGUUGGUGUAAACUUUGGAAUCUUGUUAAACUUUAGAUUAUAUAUAUGAUGGUACUGAAUGUCACUCUUAAACGUUUUUUUUUUUAAACUAUUUUUUAUGUUUUUAGAUACAUUUUUAUAUUUAUUAUGAGAAUAAACAGUUAUUUUGUCUUGAAGAAGCAGUUGCCACAAAAGACAGGAAAAAGACUUGACAAGUUGCAGCAUAUUUUUCUGUAAAAUACACUCAACAUCCUAAGAUAGAGUGAAGCUACAUCCCUCAAUAUUUGUCCUAAUUUAGAUGUAAUUUUGUACAUUUGCUCUGUUUGCACAAGUGAAUCUGGUCUAUGGAUAAAAUGGAUUUUGCCAUUCACAUAGUAGUUUUAUUCCAUCUGUUAUUAUUUCAAGGACAAAGAUCAAUCAAAAAAUAUGAGCCUGUAGCCCUGUUAUAUAAAAAGAUUCAUUACAAGAUUUGUGAUGAAAUUGUCAUGAACACAUUAUUUCAUGAGGACUGGACUGGAUAUAUAACUGUGUAGGUUAUUUGAUUCAUUAUGUCUGCCUAACACUUAUCAAACACCAGAAAUACUGACAUAACUUUCAGCCAAGUAGAAUCUAACUCUUUAUUUAAUGCAGCUCUUCUGCACUUUUUUGCAUUGUACCUCAUUUGAAACAAAUCAUUGGCCACAUUAUUGGCUCAAAAAUGAUUGUGCUUCAUGUCUUUGUGUGUGUUUUCAAUACAAACAUAGAUUUUAUUAUAUUGUUAUAUUAUAUAACAUGUUACAUGUUAUAUGUUUGACGGGUAUCAUGAAAGAAUAAAGCACGUCUGUCCUCACUAAAUAAUAUUCACUAAUGCCUUUGUGGCCUGUUAUGUAAAAGCAAUCCAGUUCAUCUACUUUUUGAGCCUACAGUAUUUAGAAUGAACCCAGUAAUAACAGACAAAAGUAAACAAAAAAAAUGGAACAGUAAUAAUGAUAGACUUUGUUGUAUGUGUCAAACACAAAGGAGAAAAUAAUCAAACCAAAGGACCCCUGUGAUA